Molecule: messenger RNA, 2028 nt
Organism: Prunus armeniaca (apricot)
Lineage: Eukaryota; Viridiplantae; Streptophyta; Magnoliopsida; Rosales; Rosaceae
Source: the annotation of a GenBank genome assembly
AUGGCUGCUCCUCUUUCCCUCCACUACAUCAGACUACCUUUCUCUUCAGAUAAUCCAAUCUUACACAACAAACCAACCACUUCCACCGCCAUCGCCGCUGCCCCCAUCACCACCGCCACCAAAACUAGUAGGACCAACAAUCCAAUUGAACCACACCCAUGUCUCGCAUUGCUAGACAAAUGCUCCACCAUGUCCGAGCUUAAGCAAAUCCACGCCCAGCUCCUCCGAACCGGCCUCUUCUUCGACGCCUUCACCGCCAGCAAAGUCGUUGCCUUUUCCGCUCUGGAAGGCUCCGGAAGCCUCCAUUAUGCUCGUUUAGUCUUAACUCAAAUCCCCAAUCCCACCACUUUUACUUGUAAUUCGGUUAUUCGAGGCUACACCAACAAGGAUUUGCCCCGUGAAGCCAUUUUUUUCUACCAAGAAAUGAUCAUCCAAGGUUGGGUGCCUGACAGGUUUACAUUCCCAUCUCUGUUCAAGUCUUGUGGGGAUUUGUGGGAGGGGAAACAGCUGCAUUGCCACUCUACCAAGUUGGGUUUCGUUUCGGAUUCAUACAUUCAGAACACGUUGAUGAAUAUGUACUCGAAUUGUGGGUGUUUGAUCUCGGCUCGCAAGGUGUUUGAUAAAAUGUUGGAGAAGAGUGUGGUUUCUUGGGCAACCAUGAUUGACGCUUAUGCGCAGUGGGAUCAACCCAUUGAGGCUUUAAAGCUGUUUGAUAAGAUGGAGAGUGAAAGUGUGGAUCCUAACGAGGUUACUUUGGUUAAUGUUUUGACAGCAUGUGCCAAGGCAAGGGAUUUGAAAAUGGCCAAAAGGGUGCACCAGUACAUUGAAGAGAAUGGUUUUGGAAACCAUUUGAAGCUCAAUACGGCACUCAUGGAUGUUUAUUGUAAAUGUGGAUGUGUAUUGCUUGCUCGAGAUUUGUUUGACAAGAUGCCCGAGAAGAACUUGUUCAGUUGGAACAUUAUGAUCAAUGGACAUGUUGAGGAUAGUAAUUAUGAUGAGGCCUUCCUACUCUUUCGUGAAAUGCAGCUUAAGGGCGAAAAGGGGGAUAAGGUGACCAUGAUAAGUUUAUUGCUUGCUUGCAGCCAUUUGGGUGCUCUAGAGCUUGGAAAGUGGCUGCAUGCCUAUAUUGAAAAGGAGAAGAUUGAGGUGGAUGUUGCCCUCGGGACGACACUUGUCGACAUGUAUGCGAAGUGUGGGAGCAUAGACGGUGCAUCGGAAGUUUUUCGAAAGCUGCCUGAGAAGGAUGUUAUGACUUGGACAGCCUUGAUUUCUGGCUUUGCAAUGUGUGGACAAGGGAAGAAGGCUUUGGAGCAUUUCCAUGAGAUGCAGAUGAGUGGAGUGAAACCAGAUGCAAUAACCUUUAUUGGGGUAUUGGCUGCUUGUAGCCAUGCUGGAUUAGUGGAUGAAGGAAUUUUGCAUUUUAACUCGAUGCAUGAAGUGUAUGGCAUUCAGCCUAGCAUUGAGCACUAUGGUUGCAUGGUUGACAUAUUAGGCCGAGCUGGUCGCAUAUCUGAAGCAGAAGAGUUGAUUCGGAAGAUGCAAAUGCCACCGGAUCGUUUUGUUUUGGGAGGGCUUCUUGGUGCCUGUAGAGUCCAUGGCAACCUUGAGGCUGCAGAAAGAGCAGCUCAACAGCUUCUAGAACUUGACCCGGACAAUGACGGAGCGUAUGUGCUUCUUUCAAACUUAUAUAGCUCUAUGAAAAAGUGGGAAGAGGCCAAAAGAAUUAGGGAACUCAUGGCAGAAAGAAAUGUGAAGAAAGCUCCAGGUUGCAGUCUGAUUGAGGUUGAUGGUAUUGUCCAUGAAUUUGUGAAGGGUGAUUCAUCUCACCCGCAAUCGACAAACAUCUAUGAAAUGCUUCAAGACAUGAUCGAGCGGUUAAAGAAAGCUGGUUAUGUUCCUGAGAAAUCAGAGGUGUUGUUGGAUAUAGAUGAAGAAGAGAAGGAGACUGCACUGAGCGUACACAGUGAAAAGCUGGCAAUUGCAUUUGGGCUCAUAAGCACAAACCCAGGGACAAAAUACGAGUUGUGA